This is a messenger RNA of Cyphellophora attinorum, 1083 nucleotides long. RefSeq names its product Golgi to ER traffic protein 4. Lineage: Eukaryota; Fungi; Ascomycota; Eurotiomycetes; Chaetothyriales; Cyphellophoraceae. Bases 1 to 1083 code for a protein of 360 amino acids. The record is from RefSeq and is a predicted model, not a curated record. Gene Ontology annotation, cellular component: TRC complex; cytosol. Gene Ontology annotation, molecular function: protein binding. Gene Ontology annotation, biological process: protein insertion into ER membrane. The transcript has a single exon.
AUGUCCGCCAAAAUCGCAAAGACGAUUGCACGGCAGAAAGAGAGGAUCGCAGAAGGCAGCUACUACGAAGCACACCAACAGUUCCGAGUAAUCGCGUCACGGUACCUCAAGACCUCCGACUACGCCUCCGCCUGCGACGUCCUCUACAAUGGCGCCGUCCUACUCCUCAAGGCCGAUCAAGGCGGCUCGGGCGGUGACCUUGGCCUGAUGCUGCUAAAGGAAGUGUACACCAACGGAGAGUACCCAUGCAACACAGAAAACAAGAACAAAUUAUUAGACAUCCUUAAGGCCUUUCUGAAAGACGAGCCAAUACGCAAACGCUACAUACAAGAGAUGAUCGCCUGGUCGAGUAAAUUUGGCGACCUAGAGCGCGGUGACCCAGACCUGCACCACGCUGCUGGCCAAAUAUACGCCGGAGGUACGUCUCCCCGCUUUGCUUCCGCUUUCAUUCCACGAGAACUAACACCAUACUCAAAUAGAAGGCGAAGCUACCCAGCUGAACAGCACCUCCUCCUCGGCACCCCCCAAUCCUCUCCGCUCCUCGCGACCCUCCACUACAAUUGGUACAAAUCCGACUCUCCCCAUCAAGCUGCGCUAUACGCCUCGCGCUCCGUCCUUCCCUACCUAGUCCUCGGCAACCUAGCCUCCGCCACCACUGCCUUUGCCCAAUUCACCUCCCUCCUCACGUCCACCAAUACAUCCCUCCCAACACAGAGCAUCGACUCCGCCAAGUCCUCCGUACGGAUCUUCCCUAGUCUACCGCUCCUCAAUUUUCUCGCUUUGAUCCUCCUAGCGGCCCAAAAAGGCGAUGGCGCGUUGUAUAGGCAAUUAGGGAAGCACUACGCGAGCCACCUGAAGGAAGUGGAGGAGUUCUGGGGCGAGGCGUUGGCGAACAUCGGGGAGGUCUGGUUUGGGAUCAGGAUACCGAAACAGGGCGGCAAUCCGCUGAUGGAUAUGAUGAGCAGUAUGAUGUUUGGAGGCGGGGGAGCGAAAGCGGCAGCAGGAAGUGGAAGCACGCCACGUGCAGGCACGCCGAAGCCGGUCAAGGGUCCGGCGGCCCCAGCGGCAAUGGACCUGGAUUAG